GGAUGGGCCGGCCCGGGGAGUUUAUCCCACCAGAAGGGAACGGUUUCUCCGGCUGAGACUUGACAGCACCAGAGAUUACAAUGGUUGACACAGAAAUGCCGUUUUGGCCCGUUAAUUUUGGAAUUAGCCCAGUGGAUCUGUCUGCGAUGGAUGAUCAUAUGCAUUCCUUUGACAUAAAGCCAUUUACCACUGUUGAUUUUUCAAGCAUUUCUUCUCCACACUAUGAAGAUAUACCUCUUGGAAGAGCUGAUCAAACAAGCAUUGAUUAUAAAUAUGACAUCAAGCUCCAGGAUUGCCAAAGUGCAAUCAAAAUGGAGCCUCCUUCUCCACCCUAUUUUUCUGAAAAAGUGCAGUUAUACAAUAAACCACAUGAGGAGUCUUCCAACUCAUUUAUGGCUAUUGAAUGUCGUGUGUGUGGGGACAAGGCCUCUGGAUUUCAUUAUGGAGUGCAUGCAUGUGAAGGUUGUAAGGGCUUUUUUCGAAGAACAAUCAGAUUAAAACUUAUUUAUGACAGGUGUGAUCUUAAUUGUCGCAUCCAUAAGAAAAGCAGAAAUAAAUGUCAAUACUGCAGAUUUCAGAAAUGUCUUGCAGUUGGAAUGUCACAUAAUGCCAUCAGGUUUGGGCGAAUGCCACAGGCGGAGAAGGAGAAGCUCUUGGCAGAGAUUUCCAGCGACAUCGACCAGUUAAAUCCUGAAUCUGCUGAUCUGCGAGCGCUUGCCAAGCAUUUGUAUGACUCAUACAUAAAGUCCUUCCCUCUGACCAAAGCCAAGGCAAGGGCGAUCUUGACAGGAAAGACGACAGACAAAUCACCAUUUGUUAUUUAUGACAUGAACUCUUUACGGAUGGGAGAAGACCAGAUCAAGUGUAAGCAUGUAUCACCACUGCAGGAGCAGAACAAAGAAGUAGCAAUUCGCAUUUUCCAGCGAUGUCAGUUUCGCUCUGUGGAAGCAGUGCAGGAGAUUACGGAGUUUGCAAAGAACAUUCCAGGUUUUGUGAAUCUUGACCUGAAUGAUCAGGUAACUCUCCUGAAAUAUGGUGUCCAUGAGAUCAUAUAUACUCUCCUGGCUUCUCUGAUGAAUAAAGAUGGAGUUCUUAUAUCUGAUGGACAAGGAUUCAUGACACGGGAGUUUCUGAAGAGCCUGAGAAAACCUUUUUGUGACUUUAUGGAGCCCAAGUUUGAGUUUGCUGUGAAGUUCAAUGCACUGGAAUUAGAUGACAGUGACCUGGCAAUAUUUAUAGCUGUCAUUAUACUAAGUGGAGAUCGCCCAGGUUUGUUAAAUGUGAAGCCCAUUGAAGAUAUACAAGAUAAUCUGUUGCAAGCUUUGGAGCUCCAGCUAAAGCUGAAUCAUCCAGAGUCAUCACAACUGUUUGCAAAAUUGCUUCAGAAAAUGACAGACCUCAGGCAAAUAGUAACGGAACACGUGCAGCUGUUGCAAAUAAUAAAGAAAACGGAAACAGAUAUGAGUCUUCAUCCACUCCUACAAGAAAUCUAUAAAGACUUAUAUUAAUGGCAAUAGUAGUUCUUAUCCUCUGACAUAAUGUAUGUUCUUCAGAUUGCACUAUUUCUUUGAGAGAAAACUUUGCAUACUUAAGAAAUUACUGUGAAACAGCAUUUAAAGAAGAGAGAGCUUAGUAUAGUAGAUCUAUUUUAUGCAUAUUGUUUAUAAAGACACAUUUACAAUUUACUUUUAAUAUUAAAAAUAUCUAUAUCAUGAAAUUGUUGGCAGUAUUUUCAGAAUUAAUUUUUUUAACUAUCUUAUUUCUUAAAAUUGCUUGACAAGUAUGAUUGGUGCUUGCUUCACUAUGGUUGGUUAAGCAUGAAGUUAAAUUUUCAACUUAAAAAUAAAAAUCUUUCUCCUUAAACAUUUCUAGGGAAACAUUUUAAGUAUUAUGUUUGAUUCUGUGUUCCCAAGGCAGUGGCAAAGUGACAAUGAAGUUGAAUCAUGGAUUAGCGUAACUUCACACAAGAACUCAGAAGGUAAAAUUAGACAUGUCAGGUCUAGUACUUGUUCCUACCAUUGUAUAUUUUUACACUGAUAGACUUCUGUAACGAGGACUUGGUAUAAGUAUGAAUUAGGCCCAUCAUUUAUGGACAAACUCAAAAACUUGACUCCAUUUCAAGCAUUAAUUGAGGAAUAUGCAUUGUCCAUCACUCUUAGGAAGCAGCCUUGUCAGUUGCUCUGCUCAUACAGUUCCAAGACAAGUGGUGAAGCAGUCUGUGUGGAGAUGCAGUGCAGCUGCCUCUCUGCCAUGAUCUGCGAUGCACAUGCCACACCAGAUAGUGCUAAUGCAGCCUUCAGCUGCUCUGGGAAGUCUGUUGUUGGAAUCGAUUCACAUAAUACCAAAGUUAUUUGAAAAAUAUAUUCAGUCAAAAUGCUAUGGAAAAUUGGGAUAGGAUGACUCCUCUUAAAUAAAAGCAAGAUUUGAAUUCAUUCUUGGAAGCACAAACCUGUAAUGGAAACCCUAGUACAUUAGUUUGACUUGAGAUAUCAUUAUUUAUCACUGGGAAUGAGAAUGCUUUUGAGAGGUUCAAUGCUUUAAGAUUGCUAAUUUUAUUUUAUGCUUUGCACUAUAGUGUCAAACAAGAUUUCCACAGGGAGCAAAGCAUAGGAGAAUGCAAAAAUUUGUUAAAAGGUAAAUUUAGUUACAUUAUCUUCUAGUAUUCUCAAUACAACUGUGAGAUUACCUUAGAUUCACAUGUAUUCACAUGUAUUGUGGCCACAUUUACUGUUUGUGAAUUAUUUGAGAAACUAAAGCAAGUACGAUCCACAGUGAUGUGCUCAAGAACAGAAUUUUGGAAAGAAAAAAAAGCCACUAACUGUAACACAUAUCUUUGAAGCAAGGAGUGGUCCUUUAUUGAAUACCCUUAGUUUCCACACAGUGACCAAGUUUUCUUUAUUUAGCAAAAAGUGUGCCUUAAACUUAGAUAUUUCUAGUGGUGAUAUGUAAGCAGACCAAAAAGGAGUAGAAUUUGGAAUAGAUGAGAAGGCACAAUUUUCAGCGACUCUAAAUUGGCCUUCCUACCAACGCGGCCCUUGGAAAUCUUAGUUGGUACAAAAAGAGGCUGUCAGAAUUAAAUAUUAAAAUAAAUCUUUACGCUUAUGCCUUACAUAAAUAUUUCCUACUACUUAUUUCAGGCAACCUCUGGGCCUAUGGUCAGUAGUAAGCAUUAUGCCUACCAGGAAGUGAUUGGAGAAUUGGAUCAUUCAGCCUCGAGGUUAAAAAUCCACAGAUGAGAUUUCAGUGAGAUGAAGUCAGUGUGAGGCUAAACAGCUUUGAUCUUCACUAAGUUUCAGGUAACUUAGAAAAAUUGCCCUAAAACAAAUGGUGUGUUGUGAGUUAAGGCUCAAAUUGCAUGUUUUCCUGCACUUUAGAUUUAGGCCCAUUGCGCGAACUGAGCAUUAGAUUCUGACAGGGAUUGCACACACACUGAUUUGUGGCUGUUACCAUUCAAAAGAAGUUGUUCUCUCAGGAACUCACUUUCAGCUGGACACUGGCCACUUGAAGUUUUGCCACCUACCACUUAUUGGAAAACCUCCGUUUAAUUGCAGAGUUCAUCCCCUCCUCUAGGAGGACAUACCAAAGACUAACUGGUACCAAGAUAGACCACAGUUCUAAUACCGAAUUCCUAUAAUAGUAAUAUACUGUAAAAAAUAUUAAGCUGAGACUGCAUUUCCCACAAAAUCCAAUUUCACAUUGGAAUCACUAGAAAUGAGAUACCAAAAUUAGUUUUAAAUAAAAGGGAAUGCUGAGGCAUAUUCUUACAUGAGUAUUAUUAAACGUUAUUUGAAAAGGACAGUGGAAAAGAUGCAUUGAAAAUGAAAUUAAAUUAAUGACUUUGUUACAGUAAGAAUUUCUCUGUAAGUAAGAAGCUCAGUAACUCAGAGAAUAUCAUUCUACUUCAUUGCAAGUGGUAAUAUUUUUGUGAGUAACAGUUUAGCAGUUGCACUUCUUGAGGAUUUCAGUCUAACGCAGACAUAUACAAUGCAUAUAUUUUGAGAGUGGUAAUGUAAUAGUUGUCAUAAUGCUCUAAGGAUAAAAGACAAUACACAUUUGCAGGAACAGGUGUUAUCCUUUAUUAUUAUGGGGGGACUGAGUGCCCAAAAAGCCUAUACUUUUAAUUCAACUGUAUAAGCUGCUUUAAUAAAAUAUAUCGUUCUCCCUACAUCCUGGCUUCUCUUACAUUUUGAUAAUUAUUUAUCAUGUUUUCCUAAAGCCAUGGAAAAUAUUAAUUUUUAUGUGAAUUACUAAUCACAGAAAUGUUCUAAUUCUAAACGGUUACAUCAUGGUUAGGAAGUUUUGCCUAAAAUACUUUUCUACAAGAAUAGGUCUUAAGGGAAAAAUGUUCAUUUAAUGGACAAUUGCUGCGUACUAAUUUAGAACAAAUGACUGUUAUGAGGAUAUGAAAACAUUUUCUCAAAAAACAGUGUUUUCUCUUGUGAAUUAUGUUCAGAAUUUUGAUCUAAUUGUAAAUACUUAUUGUUUCUAUGGGAUUUUAUUUAUUAA
Molecule: messenger RNA, 4506 nt
Organism: Lagopus leucura (white-tailed ptarmigan)
Lineage: Eukaryota; Metazoa; Chordata; Aves; Galliformes; Phasianidae
Gene: PPARG
Product: peroxisome proliferator activated receptor gamma
Exons: 7
Coding region: 81-1508 (475 amino acids)
Biological process (GO): negative regulation of inflammatory response; cell differentiation; hormone-mediated signaling pathway
Cellular component (GO): nucleus
Molecular function (GO): zinc ion binding; RNA polymerase II cis-regulatory region sequence-specific DNA binding; nuclear receptor activity
Source: RefSeq, a predicted model, not a curated record